CGAGCCGGGCCGCUUCAUGCCACACGCGCAUAUUUCACGGUGUGCUUGAUAUCGAGGCCAAACACGCUGAGUAGAGCAAGAACCCUUGCUCAGUCCUUGAUUUGUCCCGAUCGACAUCCCGGUACACCCUCGAGCUUUCACAUCUUGGUACAAGAUACAUACAUCGGUGAAGGCCCGACCCCAGACGGCGCAGAAACUCAUAUGAUUAUUAGUUUCCCCAAUAAGAAAACAUGCCCGCUGUGAACCUGUCUCUGCAGCAGACCCCCGGUAUCUUAUAUACGAUACCGGGGACCCCUCUGCGGCUCUUGUUCACCUGCUUAGGAUUCACUUCCCUCGGUGUGCUGCUACUGGUGUUUAAGAGAAGAUAUAAGUCACAAACCCCAACUUACACUAGUCAGCUAGACGCCAGCCCUACUACCGCGAACAGACCUUGGAUUUCAGAAAAGUCUCGUGGGGUUAUCUUUCAGAACGAGGUCAUGUCACUGAAACAGCCAUCAGGAGCUUCACAGCUGGGGGCUGAUAGGAACUUGGGCGAAGGGCAAAAGAAACACACUAUGGAUAUGCCUAGAGACCGAGAUAGCAGCGAAGGGCAUCAGGGGGAUAUGGCAGCUCCCGUGAACAUAGAAGCAGGCAUGCCACUGAUCUUUAAAUCUGGCCCGCCGCCGCCGCCGCCGCUAACACCACCUACUCUCUUAAUAGGGGUUUUUACUUUUCAAGAUCGCCGGCUAAGCGCUGCGGCUUCUACCAUGGGUGCUCUGGAUACGAGCUUCUUCCACCAGCCGAAUCCAGAUUAUACACUGUCAGAUUCACCCGAGUCGAACACGACUGCAUUGGCCCACGAUCAAGAUUCUCCCUCCAUUCCGAGGAGACGGUCGUACGCAAAGAUGCUACCCCUCGGACCAGCGCAUACGGACUCGGAACACGAUGGGGCAUCUUUUGCCCCCAGCUCAUUCCCGUCUUCAAGUCCAAUCUUGCCCCUUGCGCCGCACGAAUCGCUCGAUUCCAGGGAGAUCGACGUUAAGGGCGAGAUUAUAUCGGUAACGGACGAUUCAGGUGCUGGUUGGAAGCGGCAUACACGAGUGUACGGCGGAGGUGUUUGCUUGGCUUGCCUAGCGUCUGGUAGCCAGGGAGGAUUCUACGGUGAUAAUGUCCCCCUUGAACAUCGCCGUUAACCAUCGGGAGGUAUCCAACGAGAGAACAGUGGGCUGGGUUUUGAGAUCCCAACAAAGGAGGAGCAUCAAACGACUCAGCUCAUCUCAGCAUAUUGAGGCACGAGCGGCGUCCCGAAGGAGCCGGAGGAGUUCCGAUGAGUUUUACUUUUUUUUUUCUUAUG
Molecule: messenger RNA, 1333 nt
Organism: Daldinia caldariorum
Lineage: Eukaryota; Fungi; Ascomycota; Sordariomycetes; Xylariales; Hypoxylaceae
Exons: 1
Coding region: 231-1172 (313 amino acids)
Source: RefSeq, a predicted model, not a curated record